GCCAAAAAACCAAAAAAGUAUGAUUCAUUACUUUCUAUAUUCAGAUUUAAAAUAGUUCUCAUCAGUUUUUUAAGACAAUGUUGCAAUUCAUUUUUCCCCUUCCCAUUAUUUGCAAAAAAAAUUCCGAAUUUUCAUCAAGUUAGUUUAACUUUCGUUUAUACCAUUAGCAUUUGAAAUGUGGUCCAUGCUUCAUUCUUUAUUUCUAUACUAUUCACUUCGAAACAUUUUGUCUAGGAAUAAAACGGUUACAUAUUUUACCAGCGACUGUGAUGUUACCUGUUAAAAACUAUUUGAAAACUGUUCAUGCUUCUUUUAGUUUCUCUUUGCUUGAACCUGAUCAUUGUUUUCUUUUUGUAAAUCUUAUAUCUCGAUCGCUUUUCUUCAGCUUCCAGUUUAACUACAAAGUGACAUUCUUAUGUUAGUUAAUUGUGUAUUUUGUGAGGCUCAUGUCUUCCCAUUUUGUCCUAUACAGACGCCUUUUGGAUGUGAAUGAGAGAAUGACAUUCUUCUUGCUCCUCUAUUACGAUGAAUAUCACAAAAGCCAAUUCUCCUGCAUAUCACAAUGGCCAGUUCACCUUAAGCUGUACGGUGAUUUCCUCUUGUCCAGCAUUCAUACCUUCCCGGUGAAAUAGGCAUAAUUUUCGCGUGUCCCCUAGCAAUGGAUUACAAUUCUUGGGCGAUUCGAAUUGUUAGCAUAAUCAACCCCCGAUUUCCAGAUUCUUGGCGGUGCGUAUCAAUUGUGCAGAUUUCCCGAAAGAAGGGUCAUUUCUCACCUACAGGUAGGGCUGAACCUGCAAUAGUUUGGAAAAUCAUUCUUCAGCGCAUUAUCAAUGUCGGCAAGGAUAGAGAAACAAAAGUUGAAGUGACAAGCCAAAAACGGCUGACAUUUGAUGAGAGUGAUGCAGAGCAUGAAAAAGUUGUCCAUGUACCCCCUAGAGAAGAAACAUCUCUUCAGAACUCAGCCAAAAAACCAAAAAAGCAAAUGCACUUCUGCUGACUCUUUUAAGCAUCGUGGUCCAAAUUUUGGCCUUCGACAAUGUUGAACUUGGUAGGAGUACUUUUCUGUUUAUUAGGCUUCUCUCAUGUGAUAUUUGAUUUUGUUCUCUUAGUAACUGCUGCAAUUUUUUUCCCUUUUUUGUGGAGAUGCAAUGGAAAAACAGCUUAUGUAAAUCAAACCAAUGAUAUGUACCUGUUUCUGGGGUAAGCUGCUACUCUAAGAAUGUGCUUCACAGAGCCUUCAGUCUUUUCUUAUUUAACUCUAAAUAUGAAUUGCUUCUUCAGGGUGUCUUGUUUCUCUAUUUUCGUGAAGGGACGGGUUGAAAUGGGCCACACGGAAUUUAGAUUCCACUAGACGACCUCUAUUUCCCAUGCCAAACCCCACUAACAAUGGUAAAUGCACUGCUGCUGAUUCUUUUAAGCAUGGUGGUCCAAAUUUUGCCCUUCGGUAAUGUCGAACUUGGAGGAUUUUAUUUAAAAUGAAGUGAAGUAAAUUAUGUUUGAUAUUUUGUAAAGAAGCUGCUUGUGAUGCAAAAAUAUCUCAUGCAAUGAAGUUAGGACAGGUAAGUAAAUUAGUUAAAUUACUUAAAUUACUAUCUCAUGCAAGUCUUUCAAUGAAGUACUUAAAUUACUUAAUAUACAUGUAUUGAAUGAAAUCUUCAUUAAGGU
This is a messenger RNA of Cuscuta campestris, 1665 nucleotides long. NCBI's taxonomy places the organism in Eukaryota, Viridiplantae, Streptophyta, Magnoliopsida, Solanales, Convolvulaceae. The record is from the annotation of a GenBank genome assembly.